Talaromyces proteolyticus is the source of this 1516-nucleotide messenger RNA. RefSeq names its product pseudouridine synthase. The record is from RefSeq and is a predicted model, not a curated record. Gene Ontology annotation, biological process: tRNA modification; mRNA pseudouridine synthesis. Gene Ontology annotation, cellular component: mitochondrion. Bases 182 to 1426 code for a protein of 414 amino acids. The transcript has 2 exons. NCBI's taxonomy places the organism in Eukaryota, Fungi, Ascomycota, Eurotiomycetes, Eurotiales, Trichocomaceae. Gene Ontology annotation, molecular function: RNA binding; pseudouridine synthase activity.
UGUAAACUAUUUACGUAUUAUAAACUUUCCAACUCCGCUGGAAAAUCUCCCGUCUCCGUAUCCCCAACUAAAACAAACCAUUCAAUGCUAGACAACCAAGGAAUGACUUGUUGCGAUCUCCGUUUGUUGUCUAAAAUCCAUACAAUUACAACCGCUCAUUGGCAUAUUUCCAGACUCCUUCAUGAGCUUUAUCAGGCGCGGCGUAACUGCACCUCGAUUCCGCACCGCAAUGUCUGGCGAAAAGAUCUAUGAGGGGAUAUUCGCUGUCCACAAACCCCAAGGCAUAUCCUCCGCGGGUGUCGUCCGCGACCUCCAAGCCCACUUCAGCAAAUCCAACACGUUCCGAUCGUGGAUCGAGGACGAGCAGGAACGACGCAAAGCGGACCAAAACUGGCGACGAAAGCGACGGCAACGAUUUCGACCGGACAUCAAAAUCGGCCAUGGAGGCACACUUGACCCGAUGGCGACGGGGGUACUGAUUGCCGGGGUAGGCAAGGGCACAAAGCAAUUGCAGUCAUUUCUGGGGUGUUCGAAGACAUACGAAACGGUGGUAUUAUUCGGUGCGGAGACGGAUACAUAUGACCGGUUGGGGAAAGUGGUGCGGCGAGGGGAGUAUGAACAUGUGACGAGAGGGAUGGUAGAGGAGGCGUUGAGGGACAAGUUUCGCGGAAAGAUCAUGCAGCGGCCGCCGAUUUUUUCGGCGAAGAGGAUUGAGGGGAAGAGGUUGUAUGAGUAUGCGAGGGAGGGGAAGGAGCCGCCCGUGGAGAUUAAGUCGGUGCCAGUUGAGGUGUUUGAUUUGAGGGUGCUGGAGUGGUAUGAGCCGGGGACGCAUGAGUAUAGGUGGCCGGAGGAGGAGAUGGUUGGGGAGGAGAGGGCUGUGGCGGAGAGGAUGCUGGAUAAGGAGGCGGAGAUACCGGUUGCGUCAGCCGCAGAGGCUGAAGUGGUGCAGGCUCAGCCAGCUGUAGGAAAAAGAAAAGCUGCUUCACCGGUGUCUGAAAAGACGGAGUUGGAUGAGGUAUCGAAACGAGUCAAGACGGACGCAGAAACCACUAGGCCUGAGGAAAGCGAGAUCAGUGAAGUUAAAAAAGACACAAAACCGGCAGAAGAAGCAGAAGCAACGAAGGAAACUGAGCCAGAAACAACAUCGACCAACAAAGAUAUGCCCGUUCCUGGCCCAGCAGCAGUAAAGAUCACUAUGACCGUAUCUGGCGGGUUCUACGUUCGAUCGUUAGCACACGAUCUCGGAAAAGCAGUCGGGAGCUGCGGAUUAAUGAGUUCUCUUAUACGCACACGACAAGGUGAUUACAAGCUAGAAGCCGACCAGGUCCUCGCAUACUCCGAAUUGGAGGCUGGCGAGGAAGUUUGGGGACCGAAGGUUCGCCGGCUGCUGGAAGAAUGGCAGAAGAAGGAUGGCACUGCCGAAUGAUAGAUGUAAAUGCACAUACUCCGACUAGGCGUUAGAUGAAUACUGUAUAUAAGGGAAAUGCAAGAUAAACCAGUCAAGAAUUGACGAGCA